AUGCCAAGCGUAAAGCUCGUGAAGAGCGAAACAAACACAGCAGCGGUACGUCUUCCAGCAAUCGCAGAGAGUCAAGUGACCGACGGGAAAAAGAUCGAGCUCGCAGUGGACGUGACAGCAGCAAAUCUACUGCUCCUGGAGCGUUUGCUGCCACUGAAGCGUCUCCAAGAUCGAGAAAAGGCUCUGUCAAAUCAAGCGGUCGCAGUGAUCGCAGCCAAGGCCAUUCCUCUUCCAGAUCGGAAGGAAAGAGUCGUGCUUCUUCUGGCAAAAGCCGGACCUCCAAGCCAGCUACGGUUCCUGGUGCGGUGA
Cylindrotheca closterium is the source of this 309-nucleotide messenger RNA. Lineage: Eukaryota; Bacillariophyta; Bacillariophyceae; Bacillariales; Bacillariaceae. The record is from the annotation of a GenBank genome assembly.